AUUGCAACUAAAAAUUCCUCGGCUAACUUAGGGGGAGAUAACGAGAGUGGUAUUGGUGUUCCUUUCUGCAGUUGGGAAAGUAUAAUAGCUGCAACCGAGAACUUCUCAGAUGUACAUAAACUUGGAUGCGGGGGAUUUGGUCCUGUUUACAAGGGAAUGUUUCAUGGAGGGCAAGAAAUUGCAGUGAAAAGGUUGUCGAGCUGUUCUUUACAAGGCAUUAACGAAUUUCAAAAUGAAAUUGUAUUGAUUGCAAAGCUUCAACACCGAAACCUUGUUCGCCUUUUGGGCUACUACAUGAAGGAGAAUGAAAAGAUCUUACUCUAUGAAUACAUGGCGAACAAAAGUUUGGAUGCCUUCAUAUUUGAUAAAAAGCUAUGCAUGUUAUUGGAUGGGAAGAAGCGGUUUGACAUCAUCUUGGGGAUAGAAAGAGAGGUUCUUUGUCUUCAUCAAGAUUCAAGGUUAAGGAUCAUUCAUAGAGAUUUGAAAACAGGCAACAUUCUGUUAGACGAAGAGAUGAACCCCAAAAUUUCAGACUUCAGUUUGGCAAGAAUUGUUGAGGGAAAAGGAAUAGAAGCAAGCACCAACAAAGUUGUAGGAACCUAUGGUUAUAUGUCUCCGGAGUAUGCAUCAGAUGGACUAUUCUCAAUAAAAUCAGAUGUAUUUAAUUUUGGAGUUGUGCUCGAGAUAGUCACUGGAAAGAGAAACACGGGAUUUUACCAAUCUACAGAAGACUUGAAUCUCCUGGGUUAUGAUUGA
Olea europaea var. sylvestris is the source of this 756-nucleotide messenger RNA. RefSeq names its product G-type lectin S-receptor-like serine/threonine-protein kinase At4g03230. The transcript has 5 exons. The annotation marks the transcript as partial. The record is from RefSeq and is a predicted model, not a curated record. Gene Ontology annotation, biological process: protein phosphorylation. Lineage: Eukaryota; Viridiplantae; Streptophyta; Magnoliopsida; Lamiales; Oleaceae. Gene Ontology annotation, molecular function: ATP binding; protein kinase activity.